Messenger RNA from Bipolaris sorokiniana ND90Pr, 594 nucleotides. RefSeq lists its product as uncharacterized. The coding region runs from base 20 to 508 and encodes 162 amino acids. The transcript has a single exon. NCBI's taxonomy places the organism in Eukaryota, Fungi, Ascomycota, Dothideomycetes, Pleosporales, Pleosporaceae. The record is from RefSeq and is a predicted model, not a curated record.
CUCGGGCUAAUUUUUCUGCAUGCAGGGCUUCCACGUGCGCGUCUUCUCCUGGCCGUCCUGGCCGGGCGGUGGCACCCUUGCAUCCUGGUAUCGCUUCACGUCGCCGCCGCAGGAGCCCACGCCAUGCGCUCUUCAAACGUCACAAUUUGUCCGUGUCUGGUCUGUCAUCCCAAACCUCGCUACGGUCCGCAAACACGACCAGCUACCUGACUGGCAAGCGGUCAUGGCGACAUCACAGCCCUCGCUCUUCCGUCUUAUGCGUGCCCAUCUGAACCUGUCCUGGUGGGUCCCGUCGUGCUGCUCCUCUGUGCCCACCUCGCAUCCGACCCAACGUAGACCGAGGACGUGUGUUGCGCAGGAACUCGGCCAUGCCACCCUUGGUGGGGGUGUGCAAUGUCCCGGCCCAAAGCUCGUAGCGCUUUUCCAGAACAGCCAGCUGUCGCUAUGCACAUGCACGUUGGGCGAGGUUUCAAUCGCCCAGGUGCCACCACCGUUGAGACUUUAUUGACUAUGGAGGCCCUUUGGCUGUCUGUCCCUAAGCGACUGGCCACAAGCUGGGCGCACCGCUAUGCCUCGCUCAAGCCUGGAAGUCAC